Molecule: messenger RNA, 1553 nt
Organism: Rhinopithecus roxellana (golden snub-nosed monkey)
Lineage: Eukaryota; Metazoa; Chordata; Mammalia; Primates; Cercopithecidae
Gene: PTF1A
Product: pancreas associated transcription factor 1a
Exons: 2
Coding region: 223-1212 (329 amino acids)
Biological process (GO): developmental process; regulation of transcription by RNA polymerase II
Molecular function (GO): DNA-binding transcription factor activity, RNA polymerase II-specific; protein dimerization activity; RNA polymerase II transcription regulatory region sequence-specific DNA binding
Source: RefSeq, a predicted model, not a curated record
AGUCCUUCACAGCCCUCCCCAGCGCAACGCGGGCGCCAGCCAGAGCGCAGCGGCCGCGGGCACUCCAGGGAGGCCCGGGGGCGGGCAGCCCAGCGGCCGCCUAGCUGCCCCCAGCCAGGGCUCCGGGAGGGAGGGGCUCGGACAGGCGACGCCGGCCACAGAAACUUACCAAGAACUAACACGCGCAGCCCGGCAGUCCCGCUGCCCACUGCGGCGGCAAGCAUGGACGCGGUGCUGCUGGAGCACUUCCCCGGGGGCCUGGACGCCUUUCCUUCUCCGUACUUCGACGAGGAAGACUUCUUCACCGACCAGUCUUCCCGGGACCCACUGGAGGACGGCGAUGAGCUGCUGGCGGAUGAGCAGGCCGAGAUGGAGUUCCUUAGCCACCAGCUCCACGAGUACUGCUACCGCGACGGGGCGUGCCUGCUGCUGCAGCCCGCGCCCUCGGCCGCCCCGCUAGCGCUCGCCCCGCCGCCCUCGGGGGGCCCCGGUGAGCCAGAGGACGGCGGCGGCGGCGGCGGCUACUGCUGCGAGGCAGGGGCGCCCCCAGGCGGCUUCCCUUACUCGCCCGGCUCGCCGCCCUCGUGCCUGGCCUACCCGUGCGCCGGGGCAGCAGUACUGUCUCCCGAGGUGCGGCUGCGCGGCCUGAGCGGAGCGGCGGCCGCGGCUGCCCGGCGGCGGAGGCGGGUGCGCUCCGAGGCGGAGCUGCAGCAACUGCGGCAGGCGGCCAACGUGCGCGAGCGGCGGCGCAUGCAGUCCAUCAACGACGCCUUCGAGGGGCUGCGCUCGCACAUCCCCACGCUGCCCUACGAGAAGCGCCUCUCCAAGGUGGACACGCUGCGCCUGGCCAUAGGCUACAUCAACUUCCUCAGCGAGCUCGUGCAGGCCGACCUGCCCUUGCGCGGCGGUGGCGCGGGAGGCUGCGGGGGGCCGGGCGGCAGCGGGCGCCUGGGUGGGGACAGCCCGGGCAGCCAGGCCCAGAAGGUCAUCAUCUGCCAUCGGGGCACCCGGUCCCCGUCCCCCAGCGACCCUGAUUAUGGCCUCCCUCCCCUAGCAGGACACUCUCUCUCAUGGACUGAUGAAAAACAACUCAAGGAACAAAAUAUUAUCCGAACAGCCAAAGUCUGGACCCCAGAGGACCCCAGAAAACUCAACAGCAAAUCUUCCUUCAACAACAUAGAAAACGAACCACCAUUUGAGUUUGUGUCCUGAGAAGUCCCAGACUCGGCUGAGGAUCUGAUUAUGUCUCUGUGCAUAUUGUACAUGUAAAUAUCUAUAAUGUAAAUGUAAUUUAAGAAUCAAAUUUUUCUAAUGGCAAUCAACUGUUUAUUAUUUAUCUAUUUAUUAUCCUAUUGAGUUGAUGAAAUAGGUGAUUUCUUUUUAAAUAUAUAAUUUAUAUAAUUUAUCCUGAUUUUCUGAAAAUAUGCAAUAGCCUAUGAUUUUCCUGAACUCUGUGUUGUUGGGAGAACUCUGGCCAGAAAACGUCAUGCUUAUUUAUUGCCAGAUAUGGUUUAUUUCUAAGCGUUGUCAAUAAAUGCUCUUUACACCUUUUC